Molecule: messenger RNA, 2948 nt
Organism: Punica granatum (pomegranate)
Lineage: Eukaryota; Viridiplantae; Streptophyta; Magnoliopsida; Myrtales; Lythraceae
Source: RefSeq, a predicted model, not a curated record
AAAGAGAAGCUCAGAAAGGGAAGGAAGGAAAGAAAGAAAGAAAGAAAGAAAGAUUCCCCCAACCCCAACCCAAGGCAAAAAAAAAAAAAAGAUUUAUUAGUUUCUCGCUCGCUCGCUAUCUCUCGUCUCGUCCCCAAAUUUGUUUAUCCACUCCCGCUUCUUCAUCAGUUUCAUCAGUUCAGUUUUACUUCCAUUCAAUUCAAUCGGAAUAGCACAGUGAGAAGAAGGAGUCCUUAACCUCCUCCAAUCUUUACAAUUCCCUCCCUCUUACUCUUUUAUAUUCAGCAAUUCAAUAGAUUUUCAGGCCGGACAGACAUUCACACACAAACACAUAGAGAGGAUAGUGAAUGGGAACAGGUUCUUCGAAGAAUGCGGAGGGGGGCUCCCAUGCCGGAGAGGACCGAGAGGACCAUUCCAGUGGCCAGCAGCUCUACGUCUCCCUCAAGAUGGAGAACUACAAGCGCAAGUCCGACCUCAUCCCUCACGUUUACGGCUCCGUCCCCCUCAUUGGCUCUUGGGAUUCCUCCAAAGCUCUCUCAAUGGAGCGGGAAUCGAAAUCCACUUGGGAGCUGAGCUUUGUUGUCCCUCCCAAUCACGAGACUCUGGAUUUCAAGUUCCUUUUGAAGCCCAAAUAUGGCAAUGCGCCUUGCAUAGUCGAGGAAGGCCCCAAUCGGCUACUCGCAGGGGGUCACUUGCAAGGGGAUGCACGGCUCGCAAUAUUUAGGUUCAAUGCUGAUGAGGUUCUCGAGCACCCCGUGGUCAUUAAAGCCAACCGCGUUUCUCCAUUUGACCUUGCAGCCAGUUGGAGAGCCUACCAAGACAAUCUCCAGCCUUCAACAGUUCGUGGGAUUCCGGAUGUUAGUAUUAAUUCUAUGCCCGAAGCUGGAGCGGAGAAUGGUUCUUCCGCUAGUUUGGAACUUGAUCUGGAGCACUAUGUGGUCCCUGCUCCAUCAACCUCGGCGAACUCGGCUUUGGUUUAUGCUGCUAAUAUGACGGAAACUCCAAGGUCUUUAACCCGUACUGGUGUUUUUCCUCCCAACAACCUCAGCGAGCUCAGCUCAAGCAGUACCUCACAUUCUUCAAAGGAUAACAGUGUUCCUUUGGACCGGCCUCCUACAACAAAGAUGGAAAUUAUUGUCCCAGAUCCGUCCAAGGGCUAUCCAGCUUCAGGCAUGGUGGAGUCAAAGUCAGUGGGGACUUUUUCGUCUUUGCAGAAACAAGAUUGUCACCGUGGACUUUUUGUAGAUCGUGGUGUUGGUUCACCUAGAUUGGUCAAAUCCUCAAGCUCAAGUGCAUUCACUUUGGAUCUUAAAUCAUAUGCAGAAAACAAGAAUCCAAUGCCAGCAGCUGCCGGAGCUGUGGCUGCUGCAGCAGUAGCUGAUCAGAUGCUUGGGCCGAAGGAGGAUAGGCAUUUGGCAAUUGUUCUGGUUGGAUUACCAGCUCGAGGCAAGACUUUUACUGCAGCAAAACUUACAAGAUACCUUCGUUGGUUGGGUCACGAUACAAAGCACUUCAAUGUUGGGAAGUAUCGGCGUCUCAAGCAUGGGACUAAUCAGUCUGCAGAUUUCUUCCGAGCUGAUAAUCCAGAAGGCGUGGAGGCACGGAAUGAGGUAGCAGCUCUGGCAAUGGAAGAUAUGAUAUCUUGGAUGCAAGAAGGAGGUCAGGUAGGGAUAUUUGAUGCAACAAACAGUACCAGAAAAAGGAGGAAUAUGCUGAUGAAAAUGGCUGAAGGGAAAUGCAAGAUUAUCUUUCUGGAAACACUUUGCAACGAUGAGCGCAUUAUCGAAAGAAAUAUACGACUUAAAAUUCAGCAAAGCCCUGACUAUGCUGAAGAACCAGAUUUCGAAGCUGGGCUGCAUGAUUUCAAAAUUAGGCUAGCCAAUUAUGAAAAGGUUUAUGAGCCCGUGGAAGAAGGAUCUUAUAUUAAAAUGAUUGAUAUGGUCAGUGGGCAUGGAGGGCAGAUACAAGUGAACAAUAUUAGUGGGUAUCUCCCAGGACGAAUUGUUUUUUUCUUGGUGAAUACACAUCUCACACCACGUCCAAUACUCCUUACGAGGCAUGGGGAGAGCAUGGACAAUGUUAGAGGCAGAAUAGGGGGUGAUACUGUGUUGAGUGAUGCUGGUGAACUUUAUGCAAGGAAACUCGCAAACUUUGUUGAAAAGAGACUGAAGUCUGAAAGAGCUGCUUCAAUAUGGACCAGUACACUGCAGAGAACAAUCUUAACAGCCAGCCCAAUAGUCGGAUUCCCAAAGAUCCAAUGGCGCGCACUUGAUGAGAUAAAUGCUGGAGUCUGCGAUGGAAUGACUUAUGAGGAGAUAAAGAAAAACAUGCCGGAAGAGUAUGGGGCACGCAAAAAGGAUAAGCUGAGAUAUCGGUAUCCUCGUGGUGAAUCUUAUUUGGAUGUUAUCCAGAGGCUGGAGCCUGUGAUCAUUGAGCUCGAACGACAAAGGGCUCCUGUUGUAGUGAUCUCUCAUCAGGCUGUGUUGAGAGCAUUAUAUGCAUAUUUUGCUGAUAGGCCUCUCAAAGAGAUACCACAUAUUGAGAUGCCGCUUCAUACUAUAAUAGAGAUUCAAAUGGGAGUAACGGGUGUCCAAGAGAAGAGAUACAAGCUCAUGGACUGAGACUGAUCAUCAUCAUCAUCAUCAACAGCAACACCAUCAUCAUCAUCAUCAUCAUCAUCAUCAUCAUCAUCAUCAAGUUAUGACAGAAAAGUACCAAAACUUAUUCUGGUUGCUCUUGUAACUGAAAAUACUCCCUUUCUUUUCUGUUCUUUUUUUUUUUUAACUCUCUUUAGGCAUUUUGUUUUUCUUUUCUUCUAAGUAACCUCGAUGAUGCAUCGGCCGAGGUAUUGUAACAUUUGAGGAAAUGUUAAAACAAAACAAAAACACUGAAUGCUCUUUAAUGUAUAACUGUCAAAUAUGGGGAAUUCACGAUCUCAUCUUAUCUCA